Planococcus citri (citrus mealybug) is the source of this 2699-nucleotide messenger RNA. RefSeq names its product heat shock 70 kDa protein II-like. Bases 183 to 2228 code for a protein of 681 amino acids. Gene Ontology annotation, cellular component: cytoplasm; plasma membrane; nucleus. Lineage: Eukaryota; Metazoa; Arthropoda; Insecta; Hemiptera; Pseudococcidae. The record is from RefSeq and is a predicted model, not a curated record. Gene Ontology annotation, molecular function: ATP binding; ATP-dependent protein folding chaperone. The transcript has 7 exons.
AGUUUCUCAUGAUACCCGUUUGCGUAUGGAUCUGUUGAUGAAAUUACGUGCAAUAAUAUUGUGAUAAUACUUCGAAAGUGAAGAAAAAACUUGAUUUAUAAAAUAGUAAAUAUUCUUUCUUGGUGAUUGUCGCAGGAUUUCGGUCAGUUAUAGUUUAUUAUUUUACUUGUUGGGCAGAUCCAAUGGAUGAUUCUGCUCCAGUGAUCGGCAUAGAUUUGGGUACUACGUACUCUUGUGUUGGCGUCUUUCAGCAUGGUAAAGUGGAAAUUAUCGCUAACGAUGAAGGUAACAGAACCACGCCGAGUUAUGUCGCCUUUACAGAGGUCGAAACGCUAGUAGGAGAUGCGGCGAAAAGUCAAUCAGCGAGGAACGUGAACAAUACAAUUUUUCAUGCCAAGAGGCUUAUAGGUCGUAAUUUCGACGAUGUCACGGUUCAAGCCGAUAUGAAGCUGUGGCCUUUUAAGGUGGUUAGUGAUGAAAACAAGCCAAAAAUUAAAGUUGAAGUCCAAGGUACUUCUAAAACCUAUUUUCCCGAAGAAAUAUCGUCGAUGGUUCUACGAAAAAUGAAAGAGACCGCCGAAGCUUACUUGGGUAAAAAAAUUGAAAAAGCUGUAAUCACGGUGCCCGCCUAUUUCAACGAUUCUCAAAGAUCAGCUACAGUUGAUGCGGCCACAAUUGCAGGCUUGAAAGUAUUACGUAUAAUUAAUGAACCAACAGCUGCCGCCAUUGCUUAUGGUCUAGACAAAAAAGAUUCAGGCGAGCAAACAAUAUUGAUUUUCGAUCUGGGUGGUGGAACUUUCGACGUUUCUAUUGUGACUAUUCAAAACGGUGUUUCCGAAGUGAUUUCGACUGCCGGCGAUACUCAUUUGGGCGGAGAAGAUUUCGAUGACAGAAUGGUCAAUCACUUCGUUCGAGAAUUCAAACAGAAAUACAAGAAAGUACUGGGAAGUAACAAAAAGGCCUUACGUCGGUUGAGAACCGCUUGUGAACGAGCAAAAAGGACUUUAUCAUCGGCUACUGUAGCCCCUAUCGAAAUAGAAUCGCUUCAUGCGGGAAUUGAUUUUUAUAGUUCGAUCUCUCGUGCUCGUUUUGAAGAUCUGAAUGCUGACUACUUUCGAAAAGCCAUGGCACUGGUUGAAAAAGCUAUCAAAGAUGCUGAAAUCAGUAAAAAUCAGAUUGAUCAAGUGGUUUUGGUUGGUGGCUCGUCCCGGAUACCAAAAAUUCAAAGAAUGUUGCAAGAUUUAUUUAGUGGAAAGGAAUUGAACAAAUCGGUUAACCCAGACGAAGCAGUAGCUUACGGAGCUGCCAUACAAGCUGCCAUACUGAAUGGUGAUCAAUCAAAGAUUGUACAAGACAUCGUUUUAUUCGACGUUACACCAAUGUCGCUGGGUGUUGGCGUUGGACCUGGUCAUGGAAAAAUGGAAGUGUUCUUUAAACGUAACUCGUCUAUUCCAGCAAAAAUCACUAAAGGACGCUGCACGGUGGCUGAUAAUCAAACUGCUGUAGAUUUCAAAGUAUACGAAGGUGAAUAUCCAACAACAAAGGAUAAUCAUUGGCUUGGUCAAUUUACACUUACUGGAAUCCCUCCUAAACCCGCUGGGGAAGCUGAAAUGGAUGUAACUUUCGAAAUAGAUGCUAACGGUAUUCUAAACCUGACCGCUGUAGAAAGAUCUACCGGUAGUACGAAUCAAUUGGCUAUCGCAUACGAUAAAGGCCGUCUCAGUAAGGACGAAAUUGCGCGUAUGAUCGAAGACGCUGAAGAAUUGUAUGUAAAAGAAGCGAGACGAAAGGCGGUAUUAGCUGCUAAACACUCUUUGCAGUCGUACUGUGCCGACGUGAAGAGCACUGUUGAAGAAUUGAAAGAAGAAAUCGAAAAAUCCGAUAAAGAGAUAAUUUUUAAAAAAUGUGAAGAAACUAUUCUCUGGUUGGAUUCGGAUCAAUCGGAUAAUAAAGAGGUAUUCGAAAGUAAACUGGAAGAAUUGAAAAAAAUAUUCGAUACGAUCAUUUCGAUAGCCAGGUAUCCUCAUGAAACGAACGAGAAAUAUUACGAAAUAUUGAAUCUUUCCAAAGACGCCAACAAAAAACAGAUCCAGGAUGCUUUCAGGAAAAUCGGUUCGAAAUAUCAUCCUGAUAAGUACAAAGGAGACAAGGAAAUUGCGAAUAUGUAUUGGUUAUUUAUUACAAAAGCAAAAAAUACUCUCAUCAAUCUAGUAAAAGGAAGAUUCUGAAGAAGUGCAGAUUGCAGGUAGCUUACGUCAUGAAGAUCUACGAAAUUCAGAAGUUGUGAAAUUUAAGAAUACCUAGCUCAUCAUUUCUCAGAUGUCAACGUCAUAUUUUACCAUUUCGUGUUUAAUUCAAAAACCUGUACUAGAGUGGCUGAUGUUUUAUCCUAUUAACUGUAGAGAAUUUCAAAUUUAUCUUUUCAAAUUCCUUGAUUGAUGAUUUUAAAUUAUCAUGGCUGAUGUCUUUGUGGAGAAUAAAUUAAUAGUAUCGUAUCUGUGAUGAUUAGUUUAUAAGUUAUUGUAUUUUAAUUGUAUUUUUUUGUUUGAGUGCCAUCUUUAUACUACCUAUAUUUUUUUUCUUUAACGUCUAUUUGCUUGCAUUUUUGGUGUUUUUAAAAAGCCAGUCGUACGAGAUUAAAUAAAUUGCUUGCUUCGUAACUGCAUUGGUAUCUAAAUAAAUACGUUGAACAUUUUUUA